Molecule: messenger RNA, 2455 nt
Organism: Saimiri boliviensis boliviensis (Bolivian squirrel monkey)
Lineage: Eukaryota; Metazoa; Chordata; Mammalia; Primates; Cebidae
Gene: HAO2
Product: hydroxyacid oxidase 2
Biological process (GO): fatty acid alpha-oxidation
Cellular component (GO): peroxisomal matrix
Molecular function (GO): (S)-2-hydroxy-acid oxidase activity; FMN binding
Source: RefSeq, a predicted model, not a curated record
UUCUUUAGCAUGAACUGUGGGUAGUGACGUGGCGCGUUUCCUAACCCCUCCAGCAGUGAGCCAGGCUUUGAGUGGUUGCCUCUAAACACCUCUUUCCCUGAGGACUGGAAGAUGUCACAAUCAGGUCCAGAAAUGUCCUUGGUGUGUCUGACAGACUUUCAGGCUCAUGCACGGGAGCACCUGUCUAAAUCAACUCGGGAUUUUAUCGAAGGAGGAGCAGAUGACAGCGUCACGCGGGAUGACAACAUUGCAGCAUUUAAAAGAAUUCGUCUCCGUCCCCGGUACCUGAGAGACGUGUCUGAGGUGGACACCAGGACCACGAUCCAAGGGGAGAAGAUCAGUGCCCCUAUCGGCAUCGCGCCCACAGGCUUCCACUGCCUUGUCUGGCCUGAUGGAGAAAUGAGCACAGCAAGAGCUGCCCAUUCAGCUGGUAUCUGCUACAUCACCAGCACAGUUGCCAGCUGUAGCCUUGAAGACAUUGUUACUGCAGCUCCCGAAGGCCUCCGAUGGUUCCAACUCUACGUACAUCCAGACCGGCAGCUGAACAAACAGCUGAUCCACAGGGUAGAAUCCCUGGGUUUUAAAGCUUUGGUAAUAACUUUGGAUACACCUGUAUGUGGCAACAGACGAUAUGACAUUCAAAACCAAUUGAGGAGGAACUUAACACUAAAAGAUCUUCAGUCACCCAAAAAGGGAGAUUCUUUACCUUAUUUCCAGAUGGCUUCUAUCAGCACUUCUCUCUGCUGGAACGAUCUCUCCUGGUUUCAGAGCAUAACUCGAUUGCCCAUCAUCCUUAAAGGGAUUUUGACAAGAGAGGACGCGGAGUUAGCUGUGAAGCACAAUGUCCAGGGCAUCAUCGUUUCCAACCACGGUGGGAGGCAGCUUGAUGAGGUUCUUGCUUCAAUUGAUGCUUUGACAGAAGUGGUGGCUGCAGUAAAGGGGAAAAUUGAAGUCUACCUGGAUGGCGGGGUCCGAACUGGCAACGACGUGCUGAAGGCUCUGGCCCUUGGGGCUAAGUGUGUUUUUCUUGGGAGACCCAUCCUCUGGGGUCUUGCCUGCAAGGCUGCCGGUCGGUCGCUGAGAUCAAUCGACACUUGAUCCAGUUUUCCAGGCUCUGAGAAAAAAAGAGCUAAGAACCAGACUGCUGAGGUAUCCCACAGGAGAAUCGCAAACUCACAGCACAGUGUGUGAUGCUGUCCCGCCUGGAACCCAACCUUUCCAGAGGCUUAUGCCCCAGAUUCCCAAUCCCUCCACCCCUGUGCUUCAGCUUCUCCAAACCCCUUGUGUUCCUCAAAUGUGCCAUGCCUUUCCUUGCUUCCCUGACUAUUAUAUGUUGUUCUCUUGCCUAAAACUUUCCUCUGAAGUGAAAGAUCUCAAGGGGACAGAUCAUUGAUAACUGGAACAACUAGUGGGUUAUAUUUUUUGCAUACUCUAUGUAAACUCUAUGAAAUGACUGUAGAACUUUGCACUCUGCACAGAGGAGCUGUACAUACAAAGCAUUUUUCCAACAACAAAAAAAAUCGGCCUAUCUAUAGAAAAUAGGGAAAUAGUGAAGGGCAUAGACUUUGGAGCCACACAGACGGAUUUGACAGUCAGGACUGCUGCUGGCAAGCUGAGUGACUUGGGCAAGUUUUCUUAUCUCUCUGUGCUUCUAAGUCCCGGGCUGUAAAAUGGGGAUUACACUCCCUCAGCUAGUAGUUGGGGAAAAAGUUUAAGUAAGAUAAUGUAUUUGAAGUUCAGAACACAAUGCUUAGCACCUAGUACGAGUUUAAGAAAUAGGAGUAUUUCAUAUAUAUAAUAUACAUACAGAUACACAUAUACAUAUAUAUGCAUAUACAUACAGUAUUGUUUAGAAAAUUUCUAUUAACUUUUCAAGGCCUUCUUCAACUGUCAGCGAAUAUUAACCCUGGCUAUUUGCUCAGUGCUUCCUAUUGUAUUUUGCACAUUCCAAUAUUACAGCCCUUACUAUAGUGUGCCAUGUUUCUUUAUUUGAAUAUCUGUCUCCACAAAUAGACAAAUAGACAAUGAAUGGCUUCAGACAAGAAACUGGAUAUUUGAUCCUGGGCUUGGUGAGGAUCAAAUAUACAGUUCAUCUGUAUAUUUGAACAUAGAAAUGUUCAUCUCAUUGAACAUUUCCAGGAUGGAUAGAUGGAUGGAUGAAUGGAUAGAGGGAUAGAUAAAGGAGAGUUGGAAAAUAAAUAAAUGACCUAUCAGAAUAAAACCUCCUGAGACCAGUAGUCAGCUAGAUUUCAAGAGCAGGGGUACCCAGCUGAAUAAGAUCUGACACUUGAGGACAUCAAGAAGGUUACAGAUGGCUGGGCAUGAAGGCUCAUGCCUAUAAUCCCUGUACUCUGGGAUGCUGAGGCAGGAGGAUCACUUGAACCUAGAAUUUUGAGACCUCAGUGGGCAACACAGGCAGAACUCUGGAAAAUUAAAAAUGUGUUAAAAACCUAGC